Messenger RNA from Abrus precatorius (Indian licorice), 1372 nucleotides. RefSeq lists its product as uncharacterized. NCBI's taxonomy places the organism in Eukaryota, Viridiplantae, Streptophyta, Magnoliopsida, Fabales, Fabaceae. The record is from RefSeq and is a predicted model, not a curated record. The transcript is spliced from 2 exons. The coding region runs from base 56 to 703 and encodes 215 amino acids.
CCCCUAUUCCCCCAAUUCCCCUUGCACACAACUCAAACACAAACACGCACAAAAAAUGAAACUAGUUUGGUCACCAGAGAGAGCAUCCAAAGCAUACAUCGACACAGUUCAAUCGUGUCAGCUUUUCCGCGAAUCGGGUGUGGCAGAGCUUGUUUCCGCCAUGGCUGCGGGGUGGAACGCGCAGCUCGUAGUGGAGACAUGGUCGCAGGGUGGAGUUAUUCCAACAAGCGUGGGAUUAGCCGUAGCGAGCCACCAUACGGGUGGAAGACACGUGUGCAUAGUCCCAGAUGAUAGGUCAAGGAGGGAAUACACAGAAAGAAUGGGUGAAGCAGGUGUGUCGGCGGAAAUAGUGGUGGGGGAAGCAGAAGAUGUGAUGGAUGGUUUGGUUGGCAUAGAUUUCAUGGUGGUGGAUGGUCGAAGAAAGGACUUUGCCAGAGCGUUGAGGCUUGCCAAGUUGAGUAGUGAGGGUGCUGUGCUGCUCUGUAAGAACGCAAAUUCAAACUCAAGUUUUAUAUGGAGGAGCGUGUUGGCACAAGGAUCUCGGCGUCUUGUUCGUUCGGUGUUUCUUCCGGUGGGGAAGGGGCUUGAGAUGGCACACUUGUCUGCUACAGUGGGUAAUGCUAAUAGCUCCGUUUCAGGACACAACAAAUGGAUUAAGCAUGUUGAUCAACGAUCAGGGGACGUGCACUUUAUUCGAAGGUGAAUUGAUUCUGCAUACGUCUCAACUUGGCCAUUUAAUUUUGUAAAUACAGUGUGAAUUUAAGGAUCAAAUCAACAUUUACUCCGUGAGAAGGAGCCUGACCCGUUAUUGUUUAUCUAGCUUCUUUCUCUCUAGCCUGUAACAUGUUGGCUUAUUUAUUAUUUGUUUAUUUAUUUUUUAGAAAGAGAUAAGAAGAAAAAGAGAAACAUUUGUUGCUAUUCUUCAUGUCUUUUCCGUAUUUGGAAUGGUUUUGUAACUUCAAAGGUUCACCCGUUAACAUUCAAUGACUAAGGUAUCUUGUUUUCUUUCUAUUUGGAAAAAUCUUAUCCUUCCAGCAGCCUGGCUGUUGAGUUCUGGUUAGUCGAAUGAAUCUAAAAUUGAGACUGGGCAUAAGUCAUCAUGAAAUGGACAAUAGAGUGUUUGAUAAAUUAAUCUCAAGGAGCCAAUGAUGGCGAGCAUUCAAAAAUCAAAGAUUUCAAGAUUAUGCUGAACUGCAGUCCCUUUCAAAUGUAUAUUUAAUAGGCAUUAAGUAUGUUCUCAACAAAACAUUAAUGUAAUGACAUGUUGUAAAAUUUAAAAUUAAGUUGUGUAAUUUGAAGCACUAAAGUCAACAUGUGCUUCCUUCUGAUUGAUAAAAAAAAAGUAAAGAUUUAUUAUAUUUUCAUACCUACC